Messenger RNA from Nylanderia fulva, 1882 nucleotides. RefSeq names its product exosome complex component Rrp40 (gene Rrp40). The record is from RefSeq and is a predicted model, not a curated record. Gene Ontology annotation, biological process: exonucleolytic trimming to generate mature 3'-end of 5.8S rRNA from tricistronic rRNA transcript (SSU-rRNA, 5.8S rRNA, LSU-rRNA); nuclear-transcribed mRNA catabolic process, deadenylation-dependent decay; TRAMP-dependent tRNA surveillance pathway. Lineage: Eukaryota; Metazoa; Arthropoda; Insecta; Hymenoptera; Formicidae. Gene Ontology annotation, cellular component: cytoplasmic exosome (RNase complex); nuclear exosome (RNase complex). Gene Ontology annotation, molecular function: RNA binding.
AGGGUGGCAUAUAUGGUCUGAUACCUUGUAAUUUGCGUUCAGACUGCACUUUAGCCUGGAUAGAAAAAUAUUUUCAACCAUUUGAUGGAGAGAAAGAGACAUACAUAUAUAUUGUUACAUUGGAAGAGAACUCUUACCCAAAAUUCUUUACAAUUUUUAUAAUUAACAAAGUAUACUUCGCACGCUUUACGGUUUUCCUGAUUAGUAUCCAAACAUUUUAGGGAUAAAAGGUGUUCCUAAAAAAAUGUAAAAUCACAGCUAUACAAGUUUCUUUUUUCAUUGCAUUUUCUAUGCUUUUUUUCUUAAUUUUCUACAAAACAAAGAAACAACUUAAAAAUGUAAAAUCACAGCUAUACAAGUUUCUUUUUUCAUUGCAUUUUCUAUGCUCUUUUUCUUAAUUUUCUACAGAACAAAGAAACAACUUAAAAAUUAUUUAACUUACUUUCACAUAAUAUGUUUAACAAUUAUGAAACAUUUAAAUACCUUGUAACAAGGAUUGUAUAUUGCUUGGUUACGUUGCAAUGCAUGUUUUUUGACAGGAUCUACUUGUUCCGUGACGUCCAAACUUUUCUGUUUACUCAUUUUGCCUCUGAUGAGAAGAUCAUUACAUAUAUAUAAUUUUUUAUACAAUAUAUUCGAUAUUUAAAGAGAAAAAGAGGAAGAGGGAAAAUUACAAGAAAAUGCAGAAAGUGUACAGAAAGUGCAGAAAGUGCAGCUCUUCCGAUCAUCUGAUUGAAAAUAGAUUUUAGACGCACGUGGUGUUCAGUGAAAUUUUGAAAGAAAAUCCAUGCAUUUUAUCAUUUGAAUAAUAAUAAUAAUAAUAAUAGAAAGAGGGAGAGGAAUUAAAAGCCUUUUCCCAAAAUUGCUCGAAAUGGAAAUUAGCGCGGGUGAUAUGGUGAUGCCGGGUGAUAGUUUGAAGGAUAUGUCAAUCAAAAAGGAAGGCAAGAAUGAGAGAGAGAACGUGAUCCUGGGACCCGGAUUGCGCCGCGAAGGCAAUACCGUUUACGUCUGCAAAGCGGGUAUCCUGAAGAAACGCGAACCGGCCGUCUUCUACGUGGACAGCUAUCAGAAAAGGUAUGUUCCUAGUCGAGGAGAAAAUGUGGUUGGUAUAGUAACACAAAAGAGUGGCGACAUUUACAAGGUGGAUGUGGGUGCCAGCGAACAGGCGACUCUCUCUUAUUUGGCCUUCGAGGGCGCGACGAAGAAGAACCGGCCUGAUCUGCAGGUCGGCGACGUGGUGUACGCCAAGAUGCUGGUUGCCAGCAAGGAUAUGGAGCCUGAAUUGGUAUGUGUGGAUUCUCAGGGCAAGGAGAACGAGCUCGGUGUGCUUAGCUCGGACGGCAUGAUGUUCACUUGCUCGCUGAAUCUUGUGAGGAAAUUGCUCAAUCCGGAGUGCCCAUUGUUCAGGAUGCUUGGUCGAAAUCAGGUGUAUGAAAUUGCUGCAGGGAUGAACGGCAGGAUAUGGAUCAAGGCACGAUCAGUCAAGGAGACCAUAGCUGUGGCGAAUGCCAUUCUGGCCGCAGAGUACACGUUACCUGGUGAAAUGCAAAAACUUUGUGCUAGAAUCGAGAAAACGUUGCUUCUGGUAGCGUAAUUUCAACUCGAGGGAAAUGGACUUUUAAAUAUUAAAAAAUAAAAUGUGAUUAUCUAUAAAAGUGAAAUGAUAUGACUGGACUCAAAAAGAUUUUGGUAUUUUUUUUUUAUAAAAUCAAUAAGAAAUGUAAAAAAUAAUAAGAUAAAAUAGAAUUUAUACGCAUUAGAGCAAGCUUUUAGAUGCAAGUUUUAUAUUAAAAUGUAUGAACUUAUUUUGUAGUCGAUUUUAUUUAAUUAAACGCAGAGAAUAAUAAGACCACUCGUAUUAUCAAUGUCGAUUACAUUUAUU